Molecule: messenger RNA, 2996 nt
Organism: Tachysurus fulvidraco (yellow catfish)
Lineage: Eukaryota; Metazoa; Chordata; Actinopteri; Siluriformes; Bagridae
Product: choline transporter-like protein 4
Exons: 23
Coding region: 109-2259 (716 amino acids)
Biological process (GO): choline transport; thiamine pyrophosphate transmembrane transport
Cellular component (GO): plasma membrane
Molecular function (GO): thiamine pyrophosphate transmembrane transporter activity
Source: RefSeq, a predicted model, not a curated record
AUGUUCUAUUUUCUGUUCUGUUCCGGUUUCCCUGUUAACGUGUAACAUUCACCGCAAGAUUCCGAAGUGACUUAAUGAACAACCUACGAUGUCGAUUAACAAUUACCAAUGACGAAAAAAGAGAUAAAAAAUACGAACAAAAACUAUGGGCAAUCUAUCCCAGAUGGCCCAACAUUCAGUGGCCCUGAUCAUAAAAGGUCUUUUACAGAUGUCAUAUGCUGCCUGAUUUUUGUUGCCGCUAUGGUCGGCUAUGUAAUCCUUGGUGGUGCAGCUUGGCUUUAUGGAAAUCCUCAGUACAUCACCAAGGAGCAAAACUCUGCUGGGGCUUUUUGUGGAAUGGGACCAAACUUCGAUAAACCCAAUUUGUUUUAUUUCAACAUACUGAAGUGUGCGUUAGCAGUCAAUGUAACUGCAUCGACAUUCAAAGGCCUUCAGUGUCCAACAACUCAAGUGUGCAUUAAGAAUUGCCCCUCAACAUUUUGGUUUUUGCCCCAGACAGCAUUUUCUGCAGGGGCAAAACCGAGUGAAUUCUUUCAGCAGGAGUUCUGUGACCCCAGUUUGGACCUUGCCCAGACCACAUUUACAGUGCAAGAAAUCCUGGACAAAGGGCUGUGCCCAGCAUAUUAUACUCCAAGCACACUAGUUCAGGGAAAAUGUCUCCCCAGUUUUGAUCCAAAAGAUGUUCCAGUAGACUUCAAUUUUUACAAAUCGACUUUUGGUAAUGACACAGUAAAGGUCAUAAUGGACACUUCAAGCUCUCUGGGGGCAGGCUUUAAUCUCAAAUCCAGAACAGUCAGGAUCAUCGAGGACCUCGCCAUUACCUGGUAUUGGAUAUUAGUAGGUCUGGUGAUUGCACUGGUGGUCAGUUUAGUGCUGCUCCUGCUGAUGCGAUGCUGUGUGUCUCUGGUGUCCAUACUUUUCCACCCUGGUCUUCUGUCACUGGGAGCAUACGGCAUUUACCAAUGUUACCAGUAUGAGAAAGACAUCAACUCACAGCUCACACUUGGUGACCUCAGUUUUCAAUCCAAGAUGUCAGAAUACCUCCAAGUAAAGGGGAUCUGGCUGGGUUGCAUCGUGACUGUUUGCCUCCUGGAGUUUAUCCUGGUGAUGCUGUUUAUAUCAUAUUUAAGAAAAGGACUCACAGCAGCACUGGCAUUGAUGAAGGAGUGCAGCAAGGCGAUGGGUGUACUAUCAUCUACAAUGGCAUACCCACUGGUCACUUUUCUGCUGGUCAUGCUCUGUAUGACCUUCUUUAUAGUGACUAAUGUAAAUCUGGUGACUUCUGGAUUGCCAGUGUAUAAAAAACUUGCACUGAACACCUCAAAUGCAAACUGUACUGCAGUCACCGGUGAAGAAAAAUGUGUCCCUGAAAAGUUCAAGGCAUCGGACUAUCCAACGUGUCCUGUGCGCUGUGUAUUUGUGCGUUAUGAUGAGGAAGAAGGGUUUUUUCAAAGACAUGCACAAAACUUUCAGAUUUAUAACUUGCUGGCAUGUCUUUGGUGCCUUAAUUUCAUUAUUACACUGGGCCAAUGCACAUUAGCGAGGACCUUCAGCAGCUACUAUUGGUCAUUAAGCAACCUGCAGAACAUCCACCGAUCUAUUGUGUCUAAGGCACUCUUCCAGAUGUUACGGUACCAUACUGGCUCCAUGGCGUUUGGUGCCAUCUUUGUCAACAUGUUCCAGGGUAUACGGAUGUUCCUGGAAUUUCUCAAAGACGUAACCAGGGGUGGACAGAGAUGUUGUUGCUGUUGCAUGCCUCUAAUGAUGCCUCUAAAAUGUUGCUUUUGUGUCUUGGAUAAAGUCCUGAAGUACUUUACCCGAAACACCUACAUAAUGAUUGCAACGCAUGGAGACAAUUUCUUCACGUCAGCCAAGAACGCUCACAUGCUCUGUGAGAGGAACAAGGACCGCGUGCGGAUGGUGGACCGGACAACAGACUGGCUGCUGUUCUUCGGGAGACUGCUGGUGGUCGGAGCGAUUGGUGUCUUGGCCUUCUACUUUUUUAAUGGAGACAUUCCAGUGUCAGCUGACAUCUUCCAGGUGAAGUUGCUGAGCUUUCGCUGGCUGCAUUUUACUGUGGUGAUUGUGGGAACGUACUUCAUCGCUGAGGGCUGCUUUAGCGUGUACAGCAUUGGAGUUGACACGUUCACCAUCUGCGUCAUGGAUGAUCUGGAGCGCAAUGAUGGGACUUUUCAGAGACCCUACAUGUCAAGGACCUUGCAGCAGAUCCUACAACUUCAAGAUGACCCUGUUCUUUAAAAAAAUCAAACAAAUGAAAAUUAUUUGUAUAUAUUUUUCAUAUAUAUAUUGUAGUGGAAAUUUUAAAUAUCAUGAGUGUUUAUAUGUGUUUUCAAAGUAAAUUCUGUGUGUCUGACUAGGGAGAGAGGUCAAGAGGCCCUUGAUCUUGCCAUAAACAUUCCACAUGCUAAAAGGAUGGGAACUUUAGUGGAGUGUGGGUGCAUGUUCUUGAUAAGAUCUGACCUUGCUGAGGUGGCCGGGGGGGUCACCUAAACACAAAUGCACACACACCAACACACAUAUACCAACACACAUAAAAGACUACACAAAUACACAUCUAGGGUAUAAAGGUAGAGCUGAAUCAUUAGAAUUUGCCUCUUCACUCUGUAGACUUCGCACUCUACACUGUAUGGAAGAUGCCUUUUGCUGUAGCAAAAUAAAAUUCUUUCUUUACUUCUUUGCUUUUACCACUACCACCUCUAAGACUGUGUUUUUUACAUGUAGAUCAAAACUGUCACAACAAUAUAUAUGUCAGGAACUUCUGGGACAAUUCUGUCAGGCCACCGAAGGGGGUGAUGACAGAUUCUGGUUUCAAGGUCCCACCUGUUUCUUGUUAUGCCUAAUGUGCUGUCUUAUAAAUACAUGCCCUUGUGUAACUGUUUGUCAUUGUUAUAUGUCAUGUUUUUGCCCUGCCUUCUUAUGUUAAUAUUGCUAUAUGAUGUUAGUUUGUCUUACAACAAUAAAUGUGUUACUUUGUA